Messenger RNA from Caenorhabditis auriculariae, 10449 nucleotides. Lineage: Eukaryota; Metazoa; Nematoda; Chromadorea; Rhabditida; Rhabditidae. The record is from the annotation of a GenBank genome assembly.
AUGGGGACCGCGCAGAUGCCGUUGAGCCAGCCAGAGCUUUUGGACAAUAUUCGUGCAUCGCCAUUCACCCAAAUUUCCGCCGAUAGUAAGAUCUACAAGGACGAAUGCACGUACUGCUUCAAAUCGCCGUUUUUUGAAGGUGAAGGGGUUUUUAUUUAUUAAAUUUUGACUGUUUUAUUGUUUCAAGGAGGCAUUUUGGUGUGUUUGAAGACGUAUUUCUCUUUCUGCGAGGAGCACGCUCAGAAGUAUGCUCAGAAGACGUCGAGCAACUUGUUCCUGCGUUAUAAAAGCAAAAGAGUUUGGAGAAGUCCUGAAAAAACGGAAAAAUUGGGGGUUUCAGACGGUUGAAAAGGAAAAAACGCCUUCGGAUCCCAAUACCGGAGAGCCGAUCACCAAGAUGACGAAAUUAUCGAUUGAUCCUCCAAAGUAGAAUUUUGAAUCAAAAAUGAAAAAAAAAAGAAAAUUUUUUAGGGUCAACUACACGGACGAGUAUUUCUUGACGGUUUACCCUCAUUUAGAUCAAAAUUAUCCGAUUUCUGAUGAGGUUGGCUCUGAACUUGUGAGGUGAGAAUAUUAACGUUUUUAAAAGAAUAUUAAAGUUAUUAUUUUCAGUGUAACGGAAAAAGUGAUUUCUUCGGUGAGCGCCGAACGGCUCAACAUGAUUUCCACGUCCAGCAACGCCUGGGAUGCUGAUGUUUCAUUGAAUUUCUGAGAAUUUAUGAAAAAUUCGAGGUUUUAGGUCAAGUUGAUCACGAAACACAAGGAUUUGGUCCAACUGGAUAAUGGUAAAAAGGUGGGAGUUUGAUUUUUUUUUGGAGUCAAAACGGUUAUUGUUCUCGGAAAUGGUGAAUAAUGGCUUCUAAAAGGGCGAGGCUCAAAAAAGGCAGCAAAAAGGGUCCCUUUAUUAAACCUUCCAUUUUUCCUGAAAUUUUAAAAACUCAAGAAAUGGUGGAAAAGGAGAGAGGCAGCAAAAAUGGUGCAUAAAAAGCCGAAGAAAUGGCGCAAAAAAAGGCAGCAAAAAAAGGAACUUUUCUAUGGAGACUUUGCCGUGUUAGAAAAUGUCAUGCAUUUUAUUGUUCAUUUAGUUUUUUGAAAGCUUAUUUCAUGAAUUUUCUUGUUCUGAUGAUUUUUCAGGGAAGUUAUUUCAGAUUGCGCAUUAAUAUAGUUAUUUUAGGCGGUAUUUAGUUAUUUUAUAGCUAUUUUAGGCUAUAUUUACAUUAAAAAACUAUCAAACAACACAAAAUAUCUUUAUAUUUCAAGCCUUAAAAAAGUUAAUUAAGUUUUAUCCUCCCAGAAUCUUUUGAAUCACUUUUUUUUUCAUUAUUUUUUUUCAUCUUUUUUUGGUUCAAUUUUUCACAUUCUGUUUUUUUCAAUUUUGAGCCAAAAACUUGUGAAAACCUUUGCUGAACGGAGAAUAACGUUUUUCAAUUUAAAACUUCCAUGUUUGAACCGAAAUUAAAUUUUAAAUAAGUAUAUCCCGAGAAUUUUCCUGUAACGCUGCUUUUUUUCAAGAAAAAUGAUGAUUUUUCUCUCUACGAAGCCGUUUUUUUUAAAUAAAUUUAAUAUCUCAUCAGUUUUUUUCCUUUGCUCUCGUGGUUUGAAUCAGAUUAUCUCAUUGAACUCAGGAUUUUCCUCAAAAGUCUUUUAAGUGAAUUCUCUUCAACCAGAGAGACAUCAGAGAAAAAUUCUAAUUUUUUUUCAUUUUUUUGUGAAAAACAAAACUUGUGGAAUUCCCUGUGUAAUGGGAACUGAAAAAUAUUGUCGGUCGAUCUGAAAUUUUAAUAUUUCAGACAAAAAAAGUUUUUAAAAACAGAUUUUAUUUAAAGAAUUUUGUUUUUUUCGCUGCUAUUUUUUUCAAGAAAAAUGAUUGAUUCUUUGUAAAAAAAGCUUAUUUUUUCAUGAAUUUUGGACUCCAUGCUUACCUAAUUUUUUUUCAUUUUUCAUUCGAUUUCUGUGAAUUUGACGAUUCAGAUCCCGGUUUCCGGCUGGAAAUGCGAGGAGGAAGGCUGUGACAUCAACGAGAACCUGUGGCUGAACUUGACGGACGGAGCAAUCCGUUGCGGGAGAUCGCAAUUCGUCUCGGAAACCGUGAAAAGCAGGGGCAACGGCCACAUGCAACAGUAUUAUAGCAGUUCUGGGUGAAUAUGGGGGAAAGUUACAAAAUUUAUGGAAAAUAAUAGAAAAAAUGUUCUGAAAAAGUCGAUUUUGUUGGAAAAUUCAUUUUCCUUUGAUUUUUCGCUGAUAACUUGCUUUUUAAGGGAUCCCUUAAGGGAAAAAAAGCUCCACUUGAGGGAUCUUUCAAGUUCAUUUGGUUAUAUUUUUGAAGAGAAUCGAGUUUUUAUGAGCACCCUUGUUCAUGUGAAAUUUUAGCUAAACGGCUUUUUUAAAAUAAAGAAUACUUGAGGGUACCUUUUUUGGAAUCUUUUUCACAGUUUGAAUGCAUUUUCGAAACUUAUAGAUUCUAAAAUAUAAUUAAUGAACAAUUAGGUUUUUUUCAGAAACCCCCUGGUCGUCAAACUCGGCACCAUUUCUCAUAACUUGGACGCUGCCGAUGUUUACAGGUAUUUUGAGGGGAAAAUGUGCUCCAUUGAUAAAAUGUUCCAUUUUUUGAGGCGAGAGAGUGGUCCCUAUAGGGGCAACCUUAGGGCCCUUGGAGGAAACCCUCUAGGGACCACUUUACCAACCUCUAUAGGGGUCACUAAAGCUUGCAAAAGUGGUCCCUAUAGGAAAUUGAGAGACCCCUAAAGGGUCCACUUGAGCUUUAGAGGCUAAGGGGUCAGACCCUAACCCCUAUAGGGACCACUUUAACUUUACCCCUAUGGGACCACUUCUUCAGCCCCUAAAGGGGUUGUUUUCCUAACUAACCCCUAGAGGGGCCACUCUGGGAUUCCCAAGUUACGGAAGCCGUGUAGGCUUCUAAAAAAUCAGAAAAAAAAAAGUUGAGAACAAUAUUUUUUUUUUCCAGUUACGACGAGGACGACUCGGUGAUUGACCCGAACUUGGAACGUCAUCUGGCCCAUUUCGGGAUCGACCAUCGGAAAAUGGAGCGAACCGAGAAAAGUAUCAUGGAGAUGGAGAUGGAUCUCAAUGAGAAGUUGGUCGAAAAUGAUAUUUUUUUUUAGGGUUUUGAGACUUUUUUUUCGCUUUAAAACUGCUUGAAAAGUUGCAAAAAUGGGAGCUUUAUGACAAAAAUCUUGCAAUAAAUUUUCUCAAAAAUUCUAUUUUGUUUGAAAUUUGGAAAUUUUGAAUUGGAAGAAUAAGGUUUCUCAGAAUUUUCGGCUCUAAAAUGAUAAAUUUCAUGCACAUUUUUUCUCCGUAAAGUGUGGUGUGUCGUGUGCAUGCACUGCGUCGUUUUCGCGCAGAAAAAUUGCGAGAGAUUCGUCUCAAAAACCUCUGGCAAAACGGCCGCCUGCGCCUUUAAUAUGUCCUUUUAUUUACGCUCUUAGAAUUCCUGCCGUUUCCAUGACGUCACGUGGAAGGUUUUGACUCCGCCCACCGGGUUUUUGGUUUCAAAUUUUCUUCCCCUAACAAAAACGCGCCGUGUAUGGAAAAUAUAAAAAUUCACGUUUUAAGAUGGGAAUGGGCAAAGUGCCAAGAAGACGGUGCCGAACUUGAAUCGAUUUUUGGCCCCGGUUACACGGGUAUCAUCAACCUGGGCAGCAGUUGUUACAUGAACUCGGUUUUUUCCCGGGAAAAAUCAAUAAUAAAUGAAUUUUUAGGUCCUCCAAGCCUUGAUCCAAGUGGAGGACUUCAAAAAACGCUACGAUCAGGGAUCUGAAUCGAUCUUCGAGGCGAUCCCCUUGGAACAGGUUUGAAAAAUUGAACUUUUUUUAGAAUAAUUGUGGUUUCUAAUUUCAUUUUGAAGUAUGAAAAUAACCCGAAAAACUGGGAUUUUUGAAUAUUUUCCAUGAAAUUAACAAGUUUAUCAAUAGAGCAGACUUUCUUACUCAUUUAAUUGAGCUUUUAAAAAUACUUUUGGCUUUUAAUUAUGUCUUGAAGUACGAAAAUAACCAAAACCUGCGGACUUUUUGAAAUAUUCCAUGAUUUUUUCAAGUUUAUCAAUAGAGCAGACUUUCCUAGCAAUUUAAUUGAGCUUUUUUUAAAAAAAUAAUUCUGGCUUGUAGUUUUAUUUUGAAGUACGAAAAUGGCUCAAAAAUUGCGGAUUUUUGGAAAUUUUUGAAGUUUAUCAAUAGACCAGACUUUCUUACUCAUUUAAUUGAACUUUAAAUAAUAAUUUUGGCUCAUAAUUUCAAUUUGAAGUAGAAAAAUAGCUGAAAAAUAGCGGAUUUUUUGAAAUUUUCCAUGAGAUUAUCAAGUUUAUCAAUAGAGCAGACUUUCCUACUCAUUUAAAAACCUAUUUUUUCACAGAUUUAUUUUUUCCAGGUCCACACAGAUCUGAACGCCCAACUGGCCAAGGUGAUAACGUCAAUGUUGAGCGGGGAAUUCGCGCGCGAAGGAUCGGAUUUGAAUGCGAUCAAGCCCCGGCAAUUCAAACUGGUCAUGGCGGAGAAACAUCGGGAAUUCGCGACGGCUAGACAACAAGACGUCGAGGAGUACAUCAGGUUGGUUGGCUGAGUGGUAUAGACGUUAGAUUGAUAUGAAGUGGGUCGCGGGUUCGGAUCUCGUCGAGGGAAAAUUCGGGAAUAUUUGCAUUUUUUUUUUGCCAUAAUCAGGUGAUACGAUUAGAGCUGUUCAGCAUUGUCUUUUCAAAAAAAUUUGUACUAUUUCUAGCUCGUUUUGCCCUUUUUUUGGAUUUUUUUGAGUUUAGGGCUCGUUUCUGAGAAAAGCCAUUCCAAAUGCGACCAAUUUUAAGGAUUCAGAGAUCUUUUUUGUACUGCCAAGGCCUCUAGGAUCAUUUUUUGAACUAAAUACAAAAAUGGACCAUUUUUGAAAAUUGAGCCAUUCCAAAUACGACCAAUUUUAAGGAUUUUGAGACCUUUUCUAUGCUUCCGAGGUCUCUAGGAACCUUUUUUUGAAAAUCAUACAAAAACGGUCAAAAAGCCAUUCCUAGCUUUUCGAGACGGAAUUUUCCUCACAAGGAGGUCAUUUCACGUGUAGAAUUUUUGAGUGUAUGACAAAAAAAGCCGUGAAAGAAUAACCUGAAAGAAAAAAGGACACUUUGUCCAUGGAGCGCAUUUUCCCAACCAUUUUUGCCCAAGUUGACGAAUUUUAAGCGGCUCGUCGAUCUAGGCAAAUUCUUUCACGGCUAUUUUAUCAUUGGCUCAGUUUUCGCAGCUUUUUUUCUCGAAAUUGUGCAAUUUUCAAGCAAAAAUCUCCUUUUUCAAGAUUCCUGUUCGAGAGGAUCAAGACCAACACUCCAGAAGACGUUCUGGACCCCUCCUAUGCUUUUAGGUGACUUUAGAACCUAAUUUUAUUGAAAAAAAAGUUUUUAAAUCAGAUUCAAACUCGAAAAUCGGUUCCAAGACGUUUCCUCCGGCAAAGUUCGCUACAGCGAGAACGAUGAAGUCCUGUUGCACCUCCCUAUUGCUCAGGUUUGCUCAGUUUAACGAAAAAGUAAUCAUUUUUGAGAUUCUAGGAGCUGAUGGAACCGAUCGAAGGUGUGGAAAAUCGUUUCCGUGUUCAAAUGUCCAGAGCCGUGGAGUAUUACCUGGGAACUCAGACAAUCGAGGUGUGAAUAAGUAGCCGUGAAAAUAGAGGAUCUUGUGCUCCAAUGAUAAUAUUGGGAAAAAGCUUGGUUUAGGAUUUGUCUCUAGUAUUCCUUAUAACAAAAUCCAUCUUUGAAGGAAAGUAUAAAUUACUGGGAAAAUAGCCGUGAAAUCAGAAGAAUUAGUGCUCCAAUGAUAAUAAUUGGAAAAUGCUUGGUAUAGAAUUUUUCCCUACAGUAUUCCGUAUAACAAAAGCCAUCUUUGAAGAAAAUAAACUUCUAGAAAAAUAGCCGUGAAAAUCGAGGAUUAUGUGCUCCAAUGAUAAUAACUGGAAAAAGCUUACUUUUAGAGUUUUUAGGAUUUUUCUCUAGUUUUUCAAGAAAAUGAUAAGUUUCUAGGGCUAUAAAUCGCCGGUAACUGGUGAAAUCGGCGGCGCCACGACCACGUUGAGAUUCAAAACCUACCCCGAUUAUUUGCUGGUCCAAUCUCAGGUUUUUCAAGAAAAAAAAAUGAUUAAAAAGCAAUGUUUUGCCUCAGAAAUUCGCCUACACCAACAUGGGCGAGAUGAAGAAGCUGGAUAUUGAUAUGGAGGUGAGUUUGGGGUGGAAAAAAAACUGUGAAGGGCUAACAAGGCUAAAAAGAGCUGAAAAUCAGCCUAAGAGCCAUUUUUAUUUCACAAGUUUGCUCCAAGGCUAAUUUUGGUUAAGAAGAGUUGAAGUAAAAAAAAAAAAUGAAAACUAGAUCUAAUUUUCACAUUAAAAUUUGCGAUAUCGCUAGAUCGCAAGAAAAAGGCUUAUAAACAUAAGUCACAUCGCUAGGAAUAUCGAAACGAAACAUCAUAAAAAUGAGCGAUAUCGCUGGGAAUCUUGAAAAAUGAAAUCAUGAAAAUUAGCGAUAUCGCUUGGAUCUCGAAUAAAGGCUUCAUAAAGAUCAGCGAUAUCGUUAGGAAUCUCGAGACGAGACGUAAAAAAAAAACAGCGAUAUCGCUAGAACUCUAGAAGAGAAGCUUCAUAAGGAUCUGUGAAAUCGCUAGAAACUUCGAAAAAAGGGCCUUCUAAGCGAUAUCGCUAGAUGUCUGGAAAAAAGGUUUCAUAAGAAUCAUCGAUAUCGCUACGAAUCUAGAAAAAAAAACAUCCUAAAAAUCAGCGAUAUCGCUUAAUCGCGAAAAAAAGGCUUCAUAGAAAUCAGCGAUAUCGCUAGCGAAAAAAGGCGUCAUUGUCUAUAACUUUCUUGUUUCCAGGUAGCCGAAACCCUGGACAUCAGCAGCUACCGCGGUUCGGGAAUCCAAGCCAACGAAGACCCCCUGCCGGAAGACAUCGAAACGCCGAAGACGUCGGCUCCGGUCGUGCCGUCGGCACCUCCUGCAGCUCAACCGGCCUACGAUCAGUCGGUCGUCGAGCAGCUCGUCAUGAUGGGUUUCACCGAAAACGCUUCGGUCAAGGCGGCCAUCGCCGUCGGCACUGGAGGCGUUGAGGUGGGUGGGGGAAAAAUCAGCAAAAAAUUGCUCAAAAUUAGAAAAAUUAAACUCAAUUUGAUGGAAAAUCGCUUCAAAACCAAGAUGAAUAGCCUUGAAAACGUAGGAAAAUAUUCUAUGAUAAUUGGGUUUAAAUGGUGGACUUAGAAACUCCAGAGUGGUCCCUGUAGGGGUUCUAGUUAGUGGCCCUUAUAGGGGCGCGAAUGCAAAGUAUCAACAGAGCAUAUUGAUCCACUUUGUUGUUUAAUUUCUAAUUUUGAACAAAAAGUUGAAAGAAAUCUAUAGGGGCCACUUAAGGUUCAGCGGCUUAAGGGGUCAGACCUCAAACCCCUAUAGGGACUAUCAAGUUUUGAUCCUUCUUAGAAACUCGAGAGUGGUCCCUACAGGGGCAAAUUUGAGAGCCUUGAAAGGACCCUCUAGGGACCACUUUACAAACCCCAAUAGGGUUUCACUCAAGAUUGCAGAAGUGACUUUUUAACUUUUUUGAAUGAAAUUGAACCACCCCUAUAGGGACCAUCUUGAUUUUACCCCUAUAGGGAUCACUCUUUCGGUUCCUACAGGGGCUGUUUUCCCUCUCACUUCUAUGGGAACCACUCUAAAGCUCCUAAGUAGAGAGGGCGGGGUUUCUACCCUUUGGAGACUGUUUUUACCCUAAAGGGACUACUCUAACGCUCCUAAGAAAGGCUUUUGAAUAGAUAUAUUUUAGCUCAAAAAUUUCAGUUUUUUGGGUUUGGUGGUUAUUCCAAUAUGCCAAGGGGGUUAGUCCAAGAUGGAAUUUAUUCCUCAAAAAUCAGCUUUUCAAGAGAUUUUAUGGUAAUUUCAAGCUGUAGACCCGUCUUCUAGGUCUAUUUUCCCUCCAUUCCAGGCGGCCGUCGACUGGGUGAUGGGCCGACUCGACGACGCGACCCUCAACGACCCGCCGGUCCAAGAAGCCCCUACCACCGCUCAAACUUCCUCAGAAGUUGAUCCAAACCAACUAGCGAUGGUCAUGGCCUUGGGUUCGGCGACGAGUUGUUCAGCACCAACUUUCUGAUCGAUUUUCCAGGUUUCACGGCCUAUCAGGCCAAGGUGGCCUUGCAGCGGAAUCCGCAAGUCGAAGUCGCUUGCGAUUGGCUCUUUUCCAACGUCGAUUCGGUUGGUUUUCAGGCCUUUUACGGGUUCUUUUUGAAGCUUUUUUCGAAGGUUCUGUAGAAUAUUUUCUGAUGAAAUUAUGAAUUGAUCUUGAAAUUAGGUGGCCUGACUACCACCCCUAUAGGGACUUCUCAAACUUCAGGAGCCUGUAGGUACCACUUUGAUUUUACCCUAUUGGGACCACUCGUUAGUGGAGACCUGAAAAAUGUCCCUAGUAAAAAGCAUCUUUCUAGAAGGUGUUAUCAUAACUAAGAAAGCUAUCCAAGUAUCAUUCCUGUUCAGAUUCCCGCGGAAGAGCCGGCUGCCGAACCUGCUCCAGCUCCAGCUCCAGCUCCACCUCCAACCCCAGCCGCUCCUCAGAAGGAGCGCGAACUGCGCGACGGAAACGGCGUCUAUGAACUCAUCGGCUUCAUCUCUCACAUGGGCUCCCGACCAGAUUCCGGUCACUACGUCGCUCACAUGCUCAAGGACGGCAAAUGGGUCAGUUUUAGCGUUGGAGCGAAGUUAAACAGGAAGAAAUAGCCGUUUUGAGCAUACAUCGGCCGAAAAAAAUUAAAGGGGUUGGCCGCACUUUUUGAGGGGGCACCCCGUGGUGGGAUCCAGCCUACGUAUGGUUUUGAGUGAUAUGAAAGCAGUAUGUUUAAAAAAAUUAGCUUUAAUUUAAUUCGGUUGAGCGAAAGAACGGCUGAGCCAAUUUAUCGAUGGAGAGCGUUUAAAAUAGAGAGUAUAGGACAAAAGCGCCGAUUCCAAGAGCGCCGUUCAAAUUUAGCGCCAGUCCGCAAUGCGCCGUCGCGUGUAUGCGCCGUGUAUGCAGACGCCGCUUUCUUUUGCGCCGAGUCCGUUUGCGCCGAAUCGUUUUGCGCCGUUAUUUCAAACUUCUAUUUUUUCGCUCUUUUUAUAUUAAUUUUUAAUAAUUGUUUACUACACAUUCAUAUACGACUCGAAUGAUUUUCGCGCCAUCCGUUAAUGAUGAGUUUUAGGUCCACUUUGGUCCAGGUAAAAUAUUUUUUCCCCUUUUUUCUUUUCAAAGUAAAAAUAAAAAAGCAAAUAUGCUUUUCUGAUUUCGAAAAAAAUACAGAAAAACUAAAGGAAAAGAGAAUGGAUAAAAAAAAAUUAUUGCUUCAAACGACAUAUUGAGUGAUUUUUUUUGUGGUUGCUAAUUUUCUGCGUUAGGUAAGGCAAAGUUUCAAUUCUAGCAGACGUGAAACAGCAGAAAAUCGUUUUUCGUAACGUUGAACUCAUUUUCUUGGAACAAAAGUUCGAGUUUUUUCGAAAAUGCAGCAGAAAAGUCCAUAUUAACAGAUGGCGCGAAAAUUAUUCGAGUUGUAUAUGAGUGUGUACUACACAAUCAAUAAACAAUGAUAGAAAAAGAGCGAAAAAAUAAAAGUUUGAAAUAACGGCGCAAAACGAUUUGGCGCAAACGGACUCGGCGCAAAAGAAAGCGGCGUCUGCAUACACGGCGCAUACACGCGACGGCGCAUUGCGGACUGGCGCUCAAUUUGAACGGCGCUCUUGGAAUCGGCGCUUUUGUCCUACACUCGAAAUAGAAGAAGAUGCUUUUUUCAAGUCAACUAGUGGUGGAGUGUCGUUUGAACCGAGAAACUUUGAUUUUAAAGAAAAAAAAAAUGCCCGGACCUUCAUAACGCGCCCAGACGUGUCUCAGCGAGUCAAGGGAUCACUUAAGGGUACUGACGCCGCUAAAGUGGCCACUAGAAUUGCCCGGACACGUACGAUUUGCGUACUCGGACAAUGGUAACGCGAACCGGACGUGUCUGGGCGAUUCUAGGGAUCACUUAAGGGUACUGACGCCGCUAAAGUGGCCACUAGAAUUGCCCGGACACGUACGAUUUGCGUACUCGGACAAUGGUAACGCGAACCGGACGUGUCUGGGCGAUUCUAGGGAUCACUUAAGGGUACUGACGCCACUAAAGUGGUCAUUAGAAUCGAUCAGAAACGUCCGACGCGCGUCCGGUCGGAAAGAGUUUCAAAAAGAAUGAUUUUAGCGGUGGGGCGCGUUUGAGCUCAAACAAUUAACGUCCUGAAUAAUUUUAGCCGCUCUUCAAAAUCAUACCUCUCUUUCAAGAUGAAGGACUCCAAAAUACCUAGAUAGAAACUCAAAAAAACCUUAUCAAGCAAAAUUCGUUCCAGAUCUUGUUCAACGACGAAAAAGUGGCAAUUUCGCAGAACCCACCCAAGCAACUCGCCUACGUGUACCUCUACAAGCGAAAAACUAAUUAA